Prinia subflava (tawny-flanked prinia) is the source of this 5997-nucleotide messenger RNA. It is a transcript of the gene STAC, whose product is annotated as SH3 and cysteine rich domain. Gene Ontology annotation, biological process: positive regulation of voltage-gated calcium channel activity; positive regulation of protein localization to plasma membrane; skeletal muscle contraction. Gene Ontology annotation, molecular function: transmembrane transporter binding. NCBI's taxonomy places the organism in Eukaryota, Metazoa, Chordata, Aves, Passeriformes, Cisticolidae. The transcript has 11 exons. The coding region runs from base 1864 to 3081 and encodes 405 amino acids. The record is from RefSeq and is a predicted model, not a curated record. Gene Ontology annotation, cellular component: extrinsic component of cytoplasmic side of plasma membrane.
AUGGAUUUGACUGGCAGACCCUUAAGACACUCUUUUGCUCUGAAGUAGCUGUACAAAUAGCAUUGCAGCGUUUCAUCUUCAUUGUCUGCUAUGGAUUUUGGUAUCCUAUAUGCUCUGUUUCAAAAACAUAAAGAUCUUUUCCCUAUCUAAGUUCUAGUCCUGAAGAUUCGCUGGGGAUUCAAAGAGAAGCUGAUUUUUUUUUUUUUCUGGCUUCUGCAUAGUUAUUAAGAAUACAGAGGCUGCAGGGCAAUUUCUGCUCUGGCUUUCAUCUGUGUAGCCCCUACUGUCUUGUAAACUUGCUUUCACUUUCACACACUGAUUAUUUGAGGUGAAGGGGGCCCGCAAGGCGGCUCCAAGUAACAGUUGUGUUUCUAAGGGAUGAGGCCAAAGGGGAAUCCAGUUUCCUCUCCCAGAGCUAUAAGGUAUUAAAGAUCAUCUCUGACUUAGACCCCAUCAAAUCACCUCCAAACACCUGUAUAGAUCCACUAAACUAUUUUUUUUUCUUCUCACUUUCCAGGAUGUAAGAAUUGCUAUUAGAAACAUAUUUGGGUUGCUUUUUUCUGUUUUCUUUAAAUGAAAGAGUCAUCUCCACCAGCCAUAUGGAGUGGCUCCUGCUCAGCAAAGCGUAUCUGGUGGGAAGCACAUCCAUUCAGCCUUUCACAAAUACAGACUUUAAUUCAGCAGGGAAGAGAGCUGACAGGCACCUUUGCAGCAGAUUUAAAUCAGAGGCAAAACCUCAAGCAAUACGAAGCAAUCUGAGCCUGACAACAAAGUCACGCUGACCUUCUGCCGGUAGUGCUGCAGACCCAAACGUGACUUUGGUGCUGCAUCCUCAGGAAUGACGGCACUGGGGGAAGCCAGCAGGCUCUUCCCAAUGGCUGCCUCGGCUCUGCUGCUGCCUGAUGGAGUGUUAUCACUAUGACAACCUACAGGUAUAGUGAGUGCAUGAUAGUGGGAGCUCCAGAUGACCCAGAUUGCGUGUGCAUGGCUCAGAGCUGGGCUUCCCUGCCUGGGAGGGGAGCGAGGAACACGUGGAUCCACAGGUAACUCUCCUCUGACUUUGUCCUGUCAUUUGCUGGCAAGUUUGGGAUGUGGGCAAGGUGGGAGCCUUAGAAACACUGAGUAGCUAGGAUUUUAAACAGCCUUCUCUGGGACAAGGAAAAAGAGUAAUUUUUCUCCUCUUUUUCUAGAGCUCUUUUGCUGGGCUUCUUUUUCUUCAGUAAAAGACAUGAAAGAAUAUAAGGGUACACAUCAACUCUGCCUUCUCCAGUCUGUUAAAAGAUAAAAUGCUCCCAAACCUCAUAUACACUGCCUGCCUGUGUGUGUGUGCAUGUGCAUGUGCAUGUGCAUGGGCGCAUUACUUUCCUUCACUACUAUGACAGCACAUGCUCCUCCAGAGCUAUUCACAGCAUUAGAAACACAACUCCUCCCUCCAGUGCCGUGUCUGUGUGUGCCUGUGUGUGUGUGUGCGUGGCUUGAGCUUGCUGCCACAGCUCACCCCGCUCUGAUUGUGGGGCUGACGGUCACGACGCUGCUCCACACAUCCAGGCUUCAUACAGAGGGGAGGAGUAGCAGGGAGAAGCAGGCACACAACUGACCUACAGAACCAUCGAUAACUUACUCCCUCGCAGCACAAUUGCAUAGGAAAGGGGAGGGAGGAAGGAGGGGAAGGAGGAGGAGAAGAGGGGAGAAAAAAAAAAAGAAAAUCCAGAGAAUUCUAGUCUGGCAAAUAUAGUGAAACCAAGCGGUCGGAGUUCAUUUGCUCCAGAAGAGCAGAGAAGAAAGAGGACAUUAAAUGAAAAAAAGCAAGAACCAUCUGUAGCUUUUUUUUUUCCCUGACAGUAGCAGUGUUUUAGAGGUAAAAUGAUUCCUCCGAGCAGCACGACUGAAGUCAGCGUGGAUAGUGUGGAGAAAGAGAAUGAAGUGGAGAGCACAGAGCAGCCCCCCUCUCCAGCAUCAACUACCAGCCAGGAAUCAAAGCUGCAGAAACUGAAAAGAUCCCUCUCCUUCAAGACGAAAAGCUUGCGGAGUAAAAGUGCAGACAAUUUCUUCCAAAGGACUAAUAGUGAUGUGAAACUGCAAGUAGACUUGAUGCCUGAGGUGAGCACAAGCACUGGGCAGCUCCCCAACUCAGAGAGCCAGGCAUCUUCACCCACCAGAGCCCAACAGCUGUCAGAAAACAACAAAACUCACAUCUUCCAGGAGCACAUCUUCAAAAAACCAACCUUCUGUGAUGUCUGCAACCAUAUGAUUGUUGGGACAAACGCCAAGCACGGGCUGCGCUGCAAGGCUUGCAAGAUGAGCAUCCACCACAAGUGUGCAGACAGUAUCGGACAGCAGCGCUGCAUGGGCAAGCUGCCAAAGGGAUUUCGGCGGUACUACAGCUCACCACUACUCAUUCACGAGCAGUUUGGCUGCAUCAAAGAAGUGAUGCCUAUUGCCUGUGGAAAUAAAGUUGACCCUGUGUAUGAAACUCUCCGCUUUGGGACUUCUUUAGCCCAGAAAACCAAAAAGGGAAGUUCUGGAAGUGGGUCCGACUCUCCCAACAGAAACUCUACAGCUGACUUGGGAGAAGUUCCGGAGGAAGGCAAUAGCUCUGCAGGCACCCUUGACAUAAGCAGAAAACGCAGCAACAGUGUGUUUACAUACUCUGAAAAUGGCACAGAACACUUUGGAGAAGAACCAAAAAGUAUACAUUCCCCGGGACCAUUUUAUAAAACCACAUUACAAAUGAACACCUAUGUUGCCUUGUACAAAUUUGUACCACAAGAAAAUGAAGACUUGGAGAUGAGGCCAGGGGAUAUGAUCACACUUCUGGAAGACUCUAAUGAGGACUGGUGGAAGGGGAGAAUUGAUGACAGAACUGGAUAUUUUCCUGCUAAUUUUGUUCAGAGAGUACAACAAAAUGAGAAGAUUUACAGGUGUAUCAGGACAUUCAUUGGCUGCAAGGAGCAGGGGCAGAUAACUCUGAAAGAGAACCAGAUUUGUGUGACUUCUGAAAAGGAACACGAUGGCUUUAUCAAAGUGUACAGCGGGAAGAAGAAAGGCUUUGUCCCCACAGACGUCUUAGAAAACAUCUGAUUCCAACAGGCCACUCACUGCAGUGGGAGCCCUUUGUUGGCAAUGCCUGUCUGCCUCAUCUCACACUGUGUCAACCCAGAUGGGCUGUCUUGCAGAUGUUCAGGGAAACUGAGAAAACUGUAACAACAUGAAGAAAAAGACAUUUAGACUGCCACAGCAACACUAAAAAUAUGAAAAGCUGAAUGUUUGAAAGAAAAUGUAGUCAGAAACCACCAGGGAAAUGAGAGGUCCUUGGAUUCUAACAGGAAUAAGGUAAGGGAGGAAGAAAAACAAAGCCUGGGCUGGUUUCUGGUGCAAGAUGACUGCUACAGCCCUGAUGGAGACAGACAGCUUGUUCUGAAGGACUAAACUAGCGUCCUGCUCUUGUGUCUUAGAAAACUGUUGGACUGCUUUCUUGUUUGAAGUGUGUGUUUUGGGGGAGGGGGGAAAUACCGUCCAAACUGUCCUCGUACUACAGUCCAAUGCUUGUAGUAAAGUGUGGCUGUGGUUCUACAGUUUUGUCCCCAAUACCAACCGAGUUUAAGCAUUUAGUCCUGGUGUUUAGUCUCAUAACAAAUCGGUUUGGAGACGCCAUGUGAAUGUCAGUUCGAGAAAUGCACUGUGCCCUGGAAGCUGGCAACUUUCUGUGCAAUCUUCCCAUAGGAAAGAGUAGCAAAUCUGUGUGUCCUUUGUUUUCUCUGUAUAUGAGCAAAAGCUCUCAGCGUGUGUUGAGUGUGUGCUGGCUGCUCUCAUAGGUCACAAAAAUUUCUGGUCCUUGGAUUCACAAGCCUGCUUGGAAGCAUGGCUUUGUGUUUCCUUCACCCUUACUUGGUGAUACAGAAAAUGGGUAAAAUGCUGGGAGACAGCCACAGGCUUGAAACAUUUUAUAUUUUUCUGUGUUUCUUGCACUUAAAACAUUUUAUAUAUUAAUCCUAUUUAUAAAAAAAUAAAACAGUUAUAUAACCCACUGGAAAGCUGAAAAUGUUAGGAAAGGACAGGCUGCACACAGGACUGAAGUCUGUAAUUAUCAAAAUGCAGAACUCAUGACAGAAAGGCACUCAGUGUCUCCGUGGUGUGUUCACACACCAAAGCUCUCUUCUUUAUUUGCUCAAUAGAAGUUUUGCAGAUUCAGCAGUAAAUACACCUACAUAAAUUUUUCCCUGGCACAAACCACCGUGAUCAUCCCUUGAGUCUUUUCCAUGCUUGUGAGACUGUGCAGACAUCCCUGUUUUGUCCAUAUAAGCCUCCAUCUUCUGGGCACAGGAACCUUUCCGCACUGGGGAGCAGUCUGUGGGACCUGUGGGUCUUGACUAAAUUACACAGGUCAGUCAGUGCCAAUUCUGUUGUAGAGCAGGGGCCCUAUGAUACUUGAAGACAGGGAACCUAAUUUCCAAGUAUUUAAUUGGAUGUAAUUGCAUCAAAUACAUUUAAACAGCUUAGCAUGUAUUAUGACAUAGAGAUUAGGCCCUAUCCUAAAGCUACCUGCUGAAUUCAUGCCUUCUUUGACUAGCGUGAAGCUGAAUGCCUGUCUUUUUUGUGACUAACCACAAAUUGGUGUCCUCAAUCCUGAUACUGCAUGGCAGGCUAGUAUAGGCCUUUGCAAAGUUGAUAAUCUUCCUAAAAAGAGCAGUUACUGAUUCUGUUCCCAUAUAUGGAGUCAGGUUGAAUCUGUGUUGCACAGCCCAAGUCUCAGUAACUGAGUUGCCCUGUUUGAAUUGCUGAUCUUGCUCAAAGCCUUAUAAAAUCCAGGUGGACUCUACACUUGACCAGAAAUUCUCAGAGCAGAUUGGUCUUCAGCCCCUCAGAGACAUAUUUUGCAGCUCUUAUGCAUCAUUUAAUUGCAGAGGAAGUUGCAGGGCUUCCAGCAGCUGAAACAUGGCCCUUUUGUAAUGCAACCAGUCCAUACUGAUUAUUAACAAACUCCUGGCUGAUCAAAAGUAUCUGGUUUUAUAUCUUCUGUGAGAAUAUCAGCAGAGGUUUUUUCCAUGUCAAGAAACAUCUGCUCAGCUCAUUUUCUUGAGUAACCAAUAAACUCAGUGGGAGAGGAUUCUGAUAAUCCUUAAGGAUCAAGAGGAAAAACAGUAGAGACAUAUUAAUAUAGUCUACUUUAUAAGAUUACUUUUUUAUAUAUAUUCACCCAUUCAAAGGAAAAACUCAAGUGUUUGUUACAACUAAAAUAUUUGCUAGUUUUGAUCAGGCCUGUCAAAUGGACAAAAGGAAAUUUUUAUUAAUCUAUAAAUAUGUGCUAUUGUUUACAUGAUUGCAUCAUACUGUGAUUCCCCCUUUUUCAGUCUUCUAUGACUUUGAUUUAUCCCUGCAAUGUGCAUCAUACUAUUCAAAGAAUUAUAUGAAUAUUACCUACAAAUCACAAUGGCCUUUAAUCAAUGUCAGUCUUGAUUCCUUUUGAUACUGAGCAAUAAAUAAUAAAGUGACUGAGUAUAAACAAAACAGGCCUUAUGUGGACUGCAUUACAUCUGAGAAACUAUUGCUUCUGAACCAAAGCUUUCAUGUUUAUCUUUUCUUUUUGUUUUUGGUUGGUUGGUUGGUUUUGUCUUUUUACUGGGCUUUUGCUGCCGUUCAAUAUGUAGAUGUAAUUUAUGCCUAAUUUAGCAACAAGCACAUAUCAUACAUUAAUCUUACUUUAAGCAUGUGAUUCAUUGGCUAUUUCCAUGUUUAAAGCUGAAGUAGUUUGCUAAAUUAAGGUCAUUUUACUCAAAUUUAUUUUGGAUGCCUUACUCUGAAUCCAGACAAGUAUCUCAUCACUUUUUUUACUACCAUAUGCAGUUUGCAAUAGGUACUGUGUUAGCAAGCAGUUAAAAAUCAGACAAAAGAUGGAAUGGAUUUUAUCUGACAUAUGCUCAGAAAAAUUGAAUUUUAGGAGAUAAAUGCUGCUCAGAUUUAAUUUAAUAUUCUGCUUAAUAAAGACUAUGUGAUGGU